UUUAGCGGCGAAUCGUCGAAGAAGAUGAGCGAGCGUCCUCAAAAAUGGCUGCUCGCAUGUAACAUGCACCGGAAUCGCAAACGUUUUAAACGAGUACAGCUAUUAUGUUUCAGGUCGCUAAAUGUCCUGUUCAGGUCUGUCGCUUCCUUUCACCCCGAGGAAGCGUGCUGAUAGAGACGGUCAGGGGAAGGAAGUCGCGGAAUGACCCAAAAGCGAAGUCUAAGCAAGACCGGGUCAAGGUGCCGCCUCCCAUAGACCCGGUGGAGAUGGUCGUCCUCAAGGAGAGAUACACACAGUAUCAGAUGAUCAUGCGUGCUCUUAGGGUGGAGUUCAAGGAGCAAAUAAUGCGCCGACGCUACGAGGAGGAGGUGGGCUCCCGAGCGGAGGAGCGAACCAAGCAUGAGGCGGAGGAACACCGCGCCCUUAUGGCCUGGAACGAUGCGGAGAACCUUCGGCUCCGCCAGCUUCGUGAGAUCCGAGUUCAGAAGGAGGUGGAGGAGUUGGCAAUGAAGAGGGAGGAAGCCAUUGGUCUCCAAGAGGAAAAAAGGAGAAAGAUUUUGAAAGAAAAAGAACAAGAAAUCCUGCAGCUCCAGGAGGAUGUGAAGACGUUUAUUACCCUGGAGAAUUUGGACCAGCGCAUCGAGGAAGCGCUUGACAACCCAAAGAACUACAAUUUCGCCAUUGACAAGGAGGGCCGGAUAGUGAAACGGACUGCGAUCCCUUGAAUGAGAUUAAUUGAACUCCUCUGAGACGGGAUUAUCAAGAAUCCGCUAAGCUGUGGGUCUGGUUGGCGGUCACAUUACAUUUGUUUUGUACAUGUGCUGAUCACGGAUGUCCUGUGACGGUGGCAGAGGUUAUAGUGACAUCUGAGUUUUCAUCAGUGUUUGCAUUCUGCGUUUUAACCAUCAGACAGCACUGGGCCUUUGAGACUUGAUCUUGUUCUCUGAAGUUUUACUUGUAUCUGUACGUCUAUUAAAAAAUAUUAAAAUUGGUUCUUGUGACACCA
This is a messenger RNA of Paramormyrops kingsleyae, 1006 nucleotides long. It is a transcript of the gene mrps26, whose product is annotated as mitochondrial ribosomal protein S26. The record is from RefSeq and is a predicted model, not a curated record. Gene Ontology annotation, cellular component: mitochondrial small ribosomal subunit. Lineage: Eukaryota; Metazoa; Chordata; Actinopteri; Osteoglossiformes; Mormyridae.